ACAGUCUGUUGCAUUUUAAACGGUCAGAAUUGUCAGACUACAAUUAGCAUUCGGAUUGUUCGUUAUCGCAUUGUUUGAGAAAUUUAUGUUAGAAAACGAGAUGAUAGUGGAGUUACCAGAAGCUACUUCCUACUUCUGGAAAAAAAAUAGAAGCACAACGUACGGCAGUUGGCCCUUCAACGAAUCCAACAAAUGCAAUGCCGAGCGCAUGGCCGCCGCUGGAUUUUAUGUUGUUGGGGACAGCAAUGAGCCAGACUUGGUUGAAUGUUUCAUUUGUAGCAAGCAACUCGAUGGUUGGGAAUCGGACGAUGAUCCAUGGAGUGAACAUGAGAAACAUCAGUCAAGCUGUCCAUUCGUUAAAUUAAAUAAGCAAGACGAAAAAGAAUGGACAGUGGAGGAAUUAUACGAUUUAUACAAAAAGUACAAGACAAAAGAAUAUAUGGAUCAAUUAAAAAAGAAUAUCACCACACUGGAAGAUAUAAUGGCACAGUUAAUGAACGAACUCUCUAGAUAAAAUAUCAAAUUACAAAGGAAAUACCGAUUGAAUAUUAUUAUGAAUUUUGAAUGAUGGAAUAUCUAUCUUAUUUGAAGAACUUCUGAAUGUUUAAAUAUAUUUUGUACUGCUUAGGAAAUACUAGUAUAUGGUAUACACACAAUCAAGAUUCUUAUUUCGGACUCAGCUCAUUCAAUUAUAAAUUUAAGCAUUAACUACAAAGAUAUUUAAAGCAGAAAAUUUAUGACAAUAACACACAAAUUUAUCUCAAAUGAGUCAAGAUUUAUGAUUCUCUAUAAGCGAGAUACCCUAGGGUGCGUUCCAAAAUAUGGAGUAAAAGCAGGAACAGUCUUGUAUAAAAGUCGGACAAGCCUUUUUCAUAACACAUAAUGCAUGAAAUAUAAAAGAAUCAGCCAUUCAAAGUGUAUUUUAAAA
Molecule: messenger RNA, 928 nt
Organism: Trachymyrmex cornetzi
Lineage: Eukaryota; Metazoa; Arthropoda; Insecta; Hymenoptera; Formicidae
Gene: Det
Product: baculoviral IAP repeat containing deterin
Exons: 4
Coding region: 86-514 (142 amino acids)
Source: RefSeq, a predicted model, not a curated record